This is a messenger RNA of Engraulis encrasicolus (European anchovy), 1683 nucleotides long. Its product is annotated as homeobox protein aristaless-like 4. Lineage: Eukaryota; Metazoa; Chordata; Actinopteri; Clupeiformes; Engraulidae. Gene Ontology annotation, molecular function: RNA polymerase II transcription regulatory region sequence-specific DNA binding; DNA-binding transcription activator activity, RNA polymerase II-specific. Gene Ontology annotation, biological process: regulation of transcription by RNA polymerase II. The coding region runs from base 336 to 1541 and encodes 401 amino acids. The transcript has 5 exons. The record is from RefSeq and is a predicted model, not a curated record.
CUGAGUGAAGACUUCAUUCUGUUCUGAGAAGCACAUUGACUGGUAUGCUUGGAGCCGUACGAGCAGCAUCAUCUCUAGACACGCAUUUUGUUACCCCACUAAACCUUAAGGGGGCUUUUUAGCAUUUGCUCAGCCUAGUCUCUGGAAAACAUCUGAAUCAUUUUUAACCAACUCCAGCUGCCGCUGCAGAGUGGGUGUGUGAGUGUGAGUGUGUGCAUGCGUGUGUGAAUCCAUGCGAGUGCGUGGUUGUCUGUGCAUGAGCGUGUGAGGCGUUCUUCAGGAAAGUCGUGGAAAAAAACCUUUGGACGUACUACUUGCUACCAACUUUUUUAGGAAUGAACGCAGAUACGUGCGUUUCAUACUGCGAUAUGACAUCCAUGGAUUCAUAUUAUAGCCCGUCGUCGGCGCAAGGCAGGGAUCAGCAGGCCAAUCCUUUCAGGACAUUCCAGCCGAGUGACACCAAAUACAGCCCCACUUUCCUCCCUAGCAAAGGUCAAGCUUACGGGGAGAAGUCUCGGAGUCCCUUCCAACAGGAGUGCCAGUCAUUGGAUGCGCCCGGUGGGGAAGGCACCUUCAACAAAUACCACCUCUUUAUGCAGAGACCCACUUGCAAAACACCCCCCGAAGGCAACAAACUCCACCAAGACAGCGGGCACAACGGUGCGCUCAUCUCGUGCUAUGGUAAAGACGGCACUGGACUGACGGACUCCGAGUUGACCCCCAGCUCUGACCCCACGGGGAUGGACGGCAGUUACCUCAGCGUGAAAGAUGGCGGCGGUGGCGGCAGCGGUGGCUUGAAGGGCCCCGGUGGGGAGCGGGGCGGCUCGGAGAUGGGUGCCAGCCCCCUGGAGAAGAGCGAGGCGGAGAGUAACAAGGGCAAGAAGCGCCGCAACCGCACCACCUUCACCAGCUACCAGCUGGAGGAGCUGGAGAAGGUCUUCCAGAAGACACAUUACCCCGACGUCUACGCACGCGAGCAGCUCGCACUCAGGACAGACCUCACCGAAGCCAGAGUGCAGGUGUGGUUUCAAAACCGUCGUGCGAAGUGGAGGAAGAGAGAGCGCUUCGGUCAGAUGCAGCAGGUCCGCACUCACUUCUCCUCUGCCUACGAGCUGCCUCUACUCACCCGCCCAGAGAACUACGCACAGUACGAGCUUCCUCUACUCACCCGCCCAGAGAACUACGCGCAGAUCCAAAACCCAUCGUGGAUAGGCGGCGGUAGCGCGGCGUCACCGGUGCCCGGCUGCGUGGUGCCCUGCGAUACAGUCACCCCCUGCAUGACGCCACACCCACACGCCGGCAGUGGCGCGGUGUCCGACUUCCUGGGUGUGCCCAGCCCCGGUGGUCACAUGGGCCAGACACACAUGGGCAGCCUCUUCGGCAGCCCGCCUGGCAUGGGCGGCGUGGGCGUCGGCGUGGGCGCCAUCGGAGUCAACGGCUACGAUCUGAACUCCGUGGACCCCGACCGCAAGUCGUCCAGCAUCGCCACGCUGCGCAUGAAAGCCAAGGAGCACAGCGCGGCCAUCUCCUGGGCUACAUGAUGGGCCUAUACAUACACAUAGUAUACUGCACACAUACAGUAUACUACACACAAUACUGUACAUACAGUACACAGAAGAGCUCUGCCAUCUCAUGAUGAGGACAUGUCCCCAUACAUACACAUAGUAUACAGAAGAGCUCUGC